Tarenaya hassleriana is the source of this 710-nucleotide messenger RNA. RefSeq names its product universal stress protein Sll1388. Lineage: Eukaryota; Viridiplantae; Streptophyta; Magnoliopsida; Brassicales; Cleomaceae. The transcript is spliced from 4 exons. The record is from RefSeq and is a predicted model, not a curated record. The coding region runs from base 83 to 589 and encodes 168 amino acids.
CCCUUCUCCUCCUCUGUGCUAUUCACUGCGAAACUGAAAAGGAUACAUAACAAAACAAGUGUUUCAGAUCUAACAGUCGAGAAUGGCGGGCGCAGACAGCCGUGUUGUGAUCGUGGGAGUAGACGAUAGCGUCCACAGUUACCAUGCUCUCGAGACAGCUCUUGACCUCUUCUUCGUGCCUUUCAAGUCAAAUCCUCAGUUCAAGCUCGUCAUCAUCCACGCUCGUCCCACUGCUUCCUCUAUCCUCGGCUUUGCCGGACCAGGAGCUGUGGAUGUAAUGCCAAUGGUGGAACAGGAUCUGAAGAAAACUGCAGAUUGGGUUCUGAAGAAGUGCAACGAAAUCUGCUCCAACAAAUCCAUCGAGAUCACGGCCUCGGAGGUGACGGAAGGCGAUCCCAGGAACAUUAUGGUCGAUGCUUCCGAGAAACACCAUGCUUCUGUCAUUGUUUUGGGCAGCCAUGGCUACGGUGCUGUUAAGAGAGUUUUUCUGGGGAGUGUGAGUGAUUACCUCGCUCAUCACGCACAUUGCUCUGUCAUGAUCGUCAAGAAGCACAAGACGCCAGCAGCGGCCGCAGCAGCUAAGAACUGAGGCUGAAGAGAUUUGUUUAAUGUCAAGAGAGAUUCUCCAUUGAAGAAAGUUUAAAUAUUUCUUAUGCUAUUACAUAGUUACUGGAAUGGAAUAAGAUCGAACCAGAAGAUAUUAUACUUUA